AUGCCUGUAAGCUACGACUCCAUGCUGUUAUACGACAAGUACACGUAUGUGAAACAAAUAUUGGACUCCGAAGAUGAGAUAUGGUGUUGUUCGCAGUGGGUGGACGAUUGCAAAGCGUUCAUACAAACUAUCGACGAUAAAUUAAUCCCUGGUUCAGCCAAUAAGAACGUCGACUUGACUAAUUCAGAAAAAACUGAAACUGUUGAAUCUGACGAUGAUGUUAUUGAAGUGAUUCGAGAUGAAGCUCCUAUCGAAAUAUUGUCUGAUGGUGAAGAAUUAGAGCGUGAACUAUCGCAAAGAAUGAAUCUCAACACUCAAUCUUUUGACUCUAUGAGCCCAUUUGAAAUGGAUAAAGUUCCUUCACUUUUUAAUGAUCCGCUUGCAAUGUCUACAAUAGACGAAUCAGUUGUGCCUUCAUUAGUUGCCUCCACUUCAUUGUUAAACAGUGUUGAUAACGUCGUUGACUCUCUAAGUAAUACAAUAGAGAAUUUUAAUGUUUGCGAUACCAAUACACAGAAUGUAAACUUAAAUCCAAAUCAAUUAAUAGAGCACGUUGACCCUGCAAAUUCAAAUGUCAAUGAUAAUAGUGAGAAAAACAGUCAAAACAAUUUUAAUGAUAAUACAGAAAGCAUUAAUGUAACUGAUAUUAAUGUCAAUGAAACAGCGGAAAAUGUUAAUAUCACAGAUACAAAGACUAAUGAGACCACGGAAAAUAUUGACGUUACUGACCUCAAUACAAAUGAAAAGACAUUAAAUGUAAACAUUAAUGAACUUAAUCUAAAUGACGAUGGCCCACAAGAUGUCGCUGAUGACAUAAAACCGGAUAAUACUGGUUCUAAUUUAAAUGAAAGCUCAGAAAGUAUUAAUGUUACUGACCACACCCCAGAAACCGACAUGGAUGCUGCGAAAGACGAAGAAGAGAAAAAUAAAAUCUGAAGAAUUUCUACUUAAUAUGAUGAGUAUGGAAGAUUUGAGUAGUGAUGAUGAGAAACCGCUAAUAAAACAUGUGUCAAAACGUAAAGCAGAUAAUUUUGAGCAUGAAAGUGGAAUAAAGUCUUCUUGUGAAUCUCAGAAUAUUGUAGACAGCUGCGAUGACCCUCUCUCAAUAUUUAAAAAGUUUU
Molecule: messenger RNA, 1121 nt
Organism: Aricia agestis (brown argus)
Lineage: Eukaryota; Metazoa; Arthropoda; Insecta; Lepidoptera; Lycaenidae
Product: rhoGEF domain-containing protein gxcJ-like
Exons: 3
Coding region: 1-936 (311 amino acids)
Source: RefSeq, a predicted model, not a curated record